GUUAGCUGUCAUAAAAACAUUAUUAAUGCAAAUAUGCGAAACUUUUAAUGUGGACAGCAGCCACAUGAACUUGAAUAUAGUUUUUUGUUGUUGUUUUUCGUAGUUUUUCAGGGAGUAUUCUGUCAUUUAACUUUACGUCGUUAUUGGUUUUAACUUGAAAUGUUCAAACAGGAAGUGCGAGUUUUUUUUCUUCUUAAUGUAAUGCGGAAGUUUUCUAUUACUUCUUGGUUUCUGCUGGGAAACAUGAGUGAGAUGUGCGUCGAACCUUCGGGAGCGAAGCCAGCGUUUGACUCCCGUUGAAAAACAUGGAGGACGGCCCGGUGCCCGGACGGAACCCGGACUGGAUGGCUCGUAUCCCGGAUGUGCUGAGGGAUGUCCCGCUAUGCGACCUGGCCAUCCCCGGGAGCCAUGACAGCAUGUCCUUCUGCCUGGACGUCUCCUCUCCGGUGGUGGGCUCGGAGUCCUGUCUCCUCAGACUCACCGACCGGCUGCUUCCCUGCCUCACGCGACCCUGCGUUUACCGCUGGGCUACCACACAGCAGUCAGUCCUCAGUGACCAGUGUGAGCUUGGCGUCCGGUUCCUGGACCUGCGAAUUGCUAAGAAGCCCACAGGGGGCGACAAACUGUUCUUCGCUCAUGGCAUCUACACCUUGAUGACGGUGAAGGAGGCGCUGCGCGAACUGGCGCGCUGGCUGGACGCUCAUCCCAAAGAGGUCGUCAUCGUGGCCUGUUCGCACUUUGAUUCUCUGACCGACGCUGAUCACAGCCUUCUGGUGGAGUUCAUCAUUUCCCUCUUCGGAAAGAAGCUGUGUUCUUCCAAGGAAAUUCCCUCUCUGCGCUCCUGUUGGUCCAGAGGUCAGCAGAUCAUCGUUUCCUAUGACAAUAAGCAAAUGGUGGAACGCCACCCUGAACUGUGGGAUAAGAUACCUUACCGGUAUGCAAACAGCCCAGACCCAAAGAAAGUGAUCGCUUAUCUGGAGGCGCAGAAGACCGAAGGAAGACCAGAUGGCUUUUAUGUCUGCGGCCUGAACCUGACGGAGCACGCGCCCUACAUCUUCCUCCAUCCCGGCCAGAGCAUGAGGCGGAUAACGGUGGAGGCCCUGUCAAUCCUGCUGGGCUGGACGGCCCGGCAGCAGCCCGGGCCCAGAGGGGGCGGAGUCAACAUCAUCUGCUGCGACUUCGUGGGGCUCAGUCAAUUCUGCUCAACAGUGAUCGGCCUGAAUUACAAAACGCCGGGCGGAGGGCACCCAACAGGCAGAACUCCAGGGGCGUCUUCCUCAGCCGAGGUCGGAACGAGACGAUAGCAGGGUGGGAAAACCGACCAGUACGGAGCGGUUUCAAGUAUCUGCAUCGGUGAUACUUUGCCAGUAUUUACCUGGUAUCGGAUCGAUACCAAAACUCCACUGGGUUUUGAUUUGCUUCCAUCAAGUGUUUUUAACCUGCAUAAUUACCAGGCUGCAUUUUUCCCCCUUGAGUUCAUGGACAUUCACAAAAAAACUAAAAGUUGCUGUUAUGCAAAAAGUUGCACAGACUUGUAUCUAUUAUGAUCUCAUAUUGACAAAAGAAAUAUUGUAGAUAUUACAUUUUGAAGUCUUAUCAAGCGAUGUAUUUUUAAAAAUGUUUUUAAAGGCUCUGAUGACGGCUAUUCAAAUAACAAAAAAAGUUUAAAAGCCUGCUGAGUAAGCCUUAAAUAGUUUUUGUUCAUAUGUAUAUUAAUGUAAUUCAUCUUUUUUUUUUUUUUUCACUUUACACAAUGUGUUUUUCCUAUCUUACCAUUUGUCUUUUGAUGUUUUACCCAACUUGUUUUCUAAUUUUUUCUGAAAUAAUCUACAUUUCUUUUUACUACUUUGUCCCUGUUUUUGACAUGUUUACAGUAAAUGCUGUAUUAACUAAUGCAGUCUUUUCUGCAAUGAGUAUCUCUUGCACCACUCGGUGCUUUCUGUUCACCUUUUUUAAGACUGGUGACUAAACUUUAGGUGCAUUUCUGUUUCCUGCUGGGCUGGACUCUGUACAUAAGCCAAACUUUUGCGCUAAAAGGGUACUAAUAAGGUGUGUUAUGUUUUUUUAAAGCUUUUUUACUGUAAUGAAUUGGAAUCAACCAGGCUUGCUCUAAUAUAAAAAAGCAUACCCCAA
Menidia menidia (Atlantic silverside) is the source of this 2133-nucleotide messenger RNA. Lineage: Eukaryota; Metazoa; Chordata; Actinopteri; Atheriniformes; Atherinopsidae. The record is from the annotation of a GenBank genome assembly.